Ambispora gerdemannii is the source of this 2043-nucleotide messenger RNA. NCBI's taxonomy places the organism in Eukaryota, Fungi, Glomeromycota, Glomeromycetes, Archaeosporales, Ambisporaceae. The record is from the annotation of a GenBank genome assembly.
AUGUCUAUUACCGAAGAAAAAGCUACAUGGAGUACCUACUUUGAUGUAACACCUCCAGAAGAUUAUAGCUUCCUAGGCUUUUACGAGCACCGGUCGAAACAGGCAGACUUUAUUUCCUCUUUUCAGAAGGAGUCGCACAAACUAAAAAAAGAACUCGUUAACUUGAUAAAGGAUGGCUCGAACGAAAUGAAGAAAGGCGCCAGUCGAUUGGAAAAAAUUCGUAGGUACUGCAUGUUGGGUUGUAAUGACCUCUCUUGCAGGAAGGAACCCACACAACUAAGGGUGGCAUCUGCGUGUUGUCCACCUAAUGGUCUGCGUGGACAUCGUAAAUACUUUGAAGGCGUUAGCAGGUUCUGGAAUCAAAUUGAGAGACGCCGUGCUGAGUUUGAGGCCUCUAGCUCGAUUAUACAAAAUACUACUGAAGUCUUCAAAACUUCCGCUGCAAGUGUCAAUUCCUCCAUCAAGAACGUUAAUGACACAAUACUCAAAUACAAUGAAGAGCUUAAUGGUGUUGAGAGUGCCUUAGGAAAAAGACGAGAUUCUGAAAAUUAUGAGGAAAAUCGAAUUUUAAAAAAGCGUCAGAACAGAUGUACCACACCACCACCACGUGAAGACCACAGCCUAAUGAACACUCUUAUUGGGUCAUCUAAGUUUUCAGAAUCCAGUCAGCUCGCGGUCUUUGUUGGAGGAAUUCCAAACUAUGAAGAAGGCGUAGAAAUUGAUCCGGAAUUAGCAGUUCAAGAAACUGAUGAAGCCGCGAUUCCUUAUUUUGAACGCUCUUUUGACCAUAACUCUUGGAAGAGUUGGACUUUAAGGUCUGGUUCAGUAGUUGUUGACUUGUUGAAGAAAGCAUCAAGAAUUAAAGGGCAUCCUCUGAGGCCAGAAGUUUGGAGUAUUAUUCGUUGUGGAUUUAAGAUAGCAAAACCAAAAUGGUGCAAUGACAAAGAGUAUGCCGAGAUCCAAAGUUUUACGAGACGCCCAAGCCUUACAAGUCCUCCAAAGCACAUUAUGGAACUUUUGAAAAGACAGAAAUCAUUAGAAUCUUUGGGAUUCGAAAUAAAAAAGUUUAAAAGAGACAAAUUAAAUACAGAUACUUACUUCCUGGAAGAAAUUACUAGUCGGUACUCAGAUGAAGAAAAAGCGCUUUUUUCGGAAAAUAUCAAGAUAACGUGUUCAACACCGUAUUUUGAAGACUCAUUCACUACUUUUUUCAUGAAAAUUUUAUCUCUAUUUCAUAAAUAUGUUUUUAUAGACGAUUCUAUUAUACAACAGCCAGGUGUAUCAGAGGCAAAUUAUGGAGGUUAUGUGAUACAUCCUUGUUUAAAAAAAAUACAUGUCGACUUAGAAGAUUGUCUACAUUAUCACAUGGGAGAAGCUGUUUUAUCGUCGGUCAAGUCUUGCAGAAGUCGACGAAAAUCUAUCAAUUCUUAUGAACAGAAAUCUGAUGGAAUCUUCUUUGUGAAAUUAAAAAAAGCAUUGAUUGAAGUAGGCCAUUUGGAAAUGAGUGGGGGACACGGACAUAAAGAUAUCCCUCGUUCUACGUGGGAUGGUUGUUGUAAGCUACCGAUUGGGAACUCUUUUAUGUUAGAAGAAAUUGGUGAGCAGUUUCGGGGUGGUUCUCCUGAAACUUUUUCAAAGUUAAGAGUUUGGUCGUUGCACACCUAUGAGGAUCGGAUUGAGUUAUGGCAAAUGCAUAAUCCAGCCUGCGGUGUUUUGCAAUACGAACGAUCACAUAAGUCAAUUGUACCAAUUUGUUAUGAAGGACAUCGUAAGCAUAUUUUUGAUUUUGUUGUCCUCCUUUGGGAUUUCAAGUGUGGAUUGUUGGAAACUUUCAAUAUAAUACUUCAACUGCAGGAUGAAAAUAAUGAUAAUUUGUUUGAAUCGUCCAAACUUUCCGGAAGUCUCCCAGCAUACCCAUUUACUCCAAGUAAAGAUAAACACAAAAUCGGUAUUCAAGGUACAAAUAAAGGUAGUGAUCCUGAUAGUUCUCCAAUUCGAUCUUACAAAAACGAUAAUCAAAAUAAAACUGAAUCCCAUGUAUGA